UUGCAUCUUUAAGCCUGUGUUUGUAUGACAGAACCCACCUGGAAGUGUUGCGUUAUGUUCCACCAGCCUCACUGUUCGUGUGUCGCUAAUGUGCAGCGAGGAGGAGCCGUUCACUGCUGAUGCGUUAUCACCAGGAGAGGGGAAAGGGGAGGGGAGGGCUUACAAGCCCAGUUCCGCGGAACAUCCUGCAAACAAGUCCGGGAGUCGAAACCAAACUCCGCUCAGUGUUUCCCCCACUUCCUCCCCCUCGCGGCGCUUCGCUCCCUCCGUGCUCGUGUCGUGAUGCCGCUCCGUGGGGAGGAAGUCUCAAAGCUAAAGUUAUAGUUGGCCCACACUCUGCAGGUCGAUUUUGCCCUGCUGGACAUAUGAGUGAGCGCCGUUUUAUUGUUUUCAUCUCCGAAUGCACGGCGGUGGGACAUCCGGCAUGGAGAGUCCGUAGGAGGAGGAGGAGGAGACCACGGUCGCUGCUGGUUUGAUAAAGAGAGCGCGAGCGCACCGACGCACGCGCUUUUCCGCGCUCGAGAUGGACUUCAAGAAGACAAAAUUUGGAAGGUACAUGAAUUGCAGGGUGCCGGCCAACAAGAGAUACCAGCCCACAGAGUACGAACACGCAGCCAACUGUGCCACACACGCGAUUUGGAUUUUUCCCAGCAUGGUGGGCGGGUCUGUGCUUUACUUCCUGUCUGUGGACAAAUGGCACCGGGUGGCUGCCUUACUCUAUGGGAGCGGCCUGACCGGCCUCUUCCUCACCUCGACGCUCUUCCACACGGCUGCCUGGAAGAUCAGCCAUCUCCGGAAGGUGGAGGAACGUUUCCACAAGUGUGACCGGAUGGCCAUCUACUUCUUCAUCGCUGCCUCCUAUUCCCCCUGGUUGAUGCUGAGGGAGCUAGGACCCUGGACGUACCACAUGCGCUGGCUGAUCUGGGUUAUGGCUUGCUUUGGGUCCACGUAUGUCUUUUUUUUCCACGAGAGGUACAAACUGGGAGAGCUGCUGGGAUAUGUGACAAUGGGAGCUGUUCCUGCAUUGGUCAUUCUGUCCAUGGUGAACCGUGCAGGUGUGUGCGAACUCGCUCUGGGAGGCAUCUUCUACGCGGUGGGCGUGGCCUUCUUCAAGAGCGAUGGGCUCGUCCCAUUCGCCCACGCCAUAUGGCAUCUUUUCGUUGCGGUCGGAGCGGGCAUUCAUUACUACGCCAUCUGGAGGUACCUGUACCUGGCGGGACCACAGCCACAGACGUCGAGGUGACGGACAGCUUUCCAGCCGAUCUCGCUGGAGAAAAAAUACGGGAAGCUGCCGAUUCGAAACCCGAAGGCGGCUACUGAAGGCUGCACUUAAUCGGACCGAAGGGUUUCAUCUUGGGUUGGUGCUGAUGAUUAAACUCUCAGUUUUACGGACAAAACACCUGAUCAAAGCCAGUACAGUAUGAUGAAUGGGAGCUUAUCCUAAUAUAUUAUUGUGAUUCUGCUGUUAAAGAGCUGACUAAGAGCAUUAUUUGUAUUAAGUUUUUAUUUGUUUCUCCAGCUCAAGGACUGGUAAACCUCAUCCAUGUGUGCCUAAAUGGAAAACUGCAAAAGUUUUAAGCACUUUAUGUGUUUUGAUUCUGAAGCCUACUUUUUUUAAGCAAUAACUCAUAUCACUGCUAAAAUAUUUUCUGUUGUUGCUAAACAUACAUAGGUUUAAGCACUGAAAUAUCUUCAGUAGAAUAAUUUAAGGUCUAUGGCGGCUUAAGUGUUGAAAUGGUUCACAUUUUGUCAUGUUACAACCACAGAUGUCAACGGGUUGAAUGGUGAUUUUAUGUGACAGUAACCCAACAAAAAAGUGGUGCAUAAUUGAGAAGUGGAAGAAGAAUAAUACUCAAACUUAUUUACGUUGAUGCCUACACUCGGAGCUGCAACAAAAGCUUAAAUCGAGUCAUAUUCGUGACAUUGAACGGCUCAAUUAAAGUCCAGACAUAGGUCAGGUUCUUUUGAAAAGAAGAAAUUUUAGUCUCAAAGUGCGUCAUUCCACCUCAAAAGCUUUUCAGUUACAUUUGCAGUGAAAGGGGGUUUUGCAAAACACAAGUGCACCGCACUUUUCAGACUUUCAUUGAUAAAGAAAUGCGAGAACCAUAUAUUUUUUUUCCACUUCAGUCAUAUCACAUAAAACCCCAUUAAACCACAUCAACGUUCAUGAUUGUAACAUGAGAAAAUGUCAAGUUUAAGGGGUAAGUGUACUUUUGCAGGGCAAUAUUGUUGGGCAGGAUUAAGAAAAACUAUUUUAUAAAGUGCAUAAUGGCUGCAGAUAAAUUAUCUCUGAAGCUAAAUGAAGAUCGUCGUCAGUGGAAAAACCAGAAUGUCUUUUCUAUGCUAAGUUAGCAUAGGAGCUACUUUAUGUUAGCAUGAAGCAAUAAUUUCCAAGAUGGUCGUUUUAAAGUGGUCCAGAUUCAGAGUUGUGAAGAGUUUCUAAAGGACUUGAAAAAUUGUUUGAGGGAGGAUUUUGGCUGUUUUUUCCAUGCAAGUCUAGUUCAAGUACCAGAUCCUGGUAGCAUGUUGUGUCAUGUGGAGGACAAAAGAAGAAGAAUCUCCAUCUUUUUCAGGACCCUUACGAAAUGCAUCGUUUUCUCCUUGGGAAUCACAACAUCUCAGCGAAAAUAGUAUUUUCCUUUUGUUAAAACAGGAAUCUGGUUUUUGCUUUUCAUUAGCUUCGACUGAAUACGUUGAACAAUUUGCCUCUUUGCAACAGGCUGCUGGUAACAAAGUGCCUAAAGAUCCAGUUCAAAAUGAGUUCUUUGCUCAGUUGGGUUGUGUAUGUUUGCACUCACCACUGAUUCAACAAUUAGCAUCGACAAUUACUGAAUAAUUUAUAGGCUGGACUUAGCUGACGUAAUGAACCACAUGAAACUGAUCAGCUGUUGGGAGUGAAAAUUAAAAGAAAUCUGAUAUCUCAAGGUUUUUUCACAGUAACUGUUUGUUUUGGGGUUCCAAAACUUACCAGCCACUUUUAAUUACUGACUUUAUCACGCGGUGAGAGUUUUAGGGAGGCAUUCUUUUAAGGAUACGCUCUGAGUUUCACUAAGAAGUUCUAGUUAAAGUCCACUCAUCCGGUGGACUGAGAGCGUGGGGAGCAAUGGAGACGGACCUAAAGCCUGCUGUGGAUCAACAGCUGCUCUCAGGAUAAAUGUCGUCUGAUUGUAAUUUUGUUGUUGAUUUUUGUUUGUGAAAGUGUCGCUAAUUAAUUUUACACGAUUUGCUAUAGUAACAUGCCAGGGGGCAAGUAACUUCAAACUGGGAUCGUUAAAGAUGCGUCACAGAGAACUGACAAAAGGAAAGGUUUUAAAUUGUCCAGGCUAUUCAAGACGCACUGCAGUGGAUCUAAAAAAAGUGUGUUCUGCCAGGCAAAUGAAAUGAGGCGAUAAAUUAUUCAUAACCUUUUUGGAAAUUUAACACGUUGCAUAUCCUGUAGUAGUUGGCUGAACUUCUACCCUUCUCCUGAUUGAUACCUUUGCACAGUGAGAUCAUUUUCACUAGAACAACUGACAUUUCAGUUUCAUCUGAUCUAGAAUACAGAAAUUAUCAGAUCAAUGCUGUGCUCAUUUAUGGAACCAGGUUUAUGAAGCUUUUAGAUUUUUUUUUUCUUUUUCAGCUGAUCUGCACUAAAAGUGGAAAAAAAAAAGCUUUGAAUUGAUUUUAUCUAAAUUUUUAUAGUCAUUUUAAUAGAAAGUUACACCACUGCAUUCAGACUGUACUCUGGACUGCGAUUGUCAGUUAUUUUGGUAAUAUAAUGCACUUAAACUCACAAGCACUUUUCUAUUCACAGAUGUGUCAUUUAAUGCAGAAUUUAAAUCAAACCAACUAGUCGAAUCUGGAUGAUCGUGUCGAUUUAAGCAUGUUGAGCAUGCAGGUUAUCCAUGAAAACAUUGACUUUUUUUUAUUGAUGACAGUAAAAGCCACAAGUGAGAGGAUUUUUCUACUGAAGUGUGUCACUGUUUUAAGACACUAUUGACUCAGGAAGUGAAGAACUGUGUGUGUGUUUUUUUAAUCAAGUAUUUCUUUUUGUAAAAAUGCUAUAUUUCAGUAAAAUCAUUGUAAUAAAUUUGACACUUCAAAAACCA
Molecule: messenger RNA, 4088 nt
Organism: Poecilia reticulata (guppy)
Lineage: Eukaryota; Metazoa; Chordata; Actinopteri; Cyprinodontiformes; Poeciliidae
Gene: mmd2a
Product: monocyte to macrophage differentiation-associated 2a
Cellular component (GO): membrane
Molecular function (GO): pore-forming activity
Source: RefSeq, a predicted model, not a curated record